This is a messenger RNA of Paraglomus brasilianum, 1923 nucleotides long. The record is from the annotation of a GenBank genome assembly. NCBI's taxonomy places the organism in Eukaryota, Fungi, Glomeromycota, Glomeromycetes, Paraglomerales, Paraglomeraceae.
AUGCUUUCAACACCUUCGCACGUUGCAUCAAAUCCAUCAAUACUCUACUAUCUUCUUUCGACUUAUCUUUCACCUACUUCAACUUCUUUACUUUCCGCGAACCUCCCUUUCGUUCUCAAGUCGAUCACACUUCAUCAAUUGCUCAAACAACCAUCUUCGCAUCCAUAUCUUCACAAAUGGAUCACAAGAAUAAAUUCUUUGACGCAAUCGAAGAUAGCAGAAGAACGGUUUGCUGGCGUGUGUUGUAUGAGACUUACAAUAGAGCAAGUGGACAGUGUUAUUGGAGAAUGGGGUGUUAAAUGGGCAGGAUGGUUAGUUGGCCUUUUAGUGCGACCCGAGUCAUCAACAACCUUGGAAACUGUUAUCUCAGCUUUAUCAGAACUAUUUGACAAAACAAUCGAUAAACCACAACUACAACGAGAAAUCACUGCACAAUUGAUCCCUAAAUUCAAUUCGUGUUUGAUAACUCUAUCGAGCAAUAAAAAAUUACUGAUACCAUCCUUUGCAGCUGAAUGUUUUGCCAGUGUGACUAUGGUUGGAGGGAGGGUCGGUUCAGCAGAGAGAUGGAGAGAGACCGUGGGAAGAGCAAUUGGAAGUGGAAACAACGUUUUGGAUAGGUUAUUGGAAAGUGUAGAUGAAGAAAAGGACGAAAAGAGGAAGGCGGUCCUUGUAUUUGAUAUGCCGACAGUGGAUGACGAUUAUGUUACCGGGUUUCCAGUUUUAAUCAGAAGAUUUGAGGCAUUUUGUGAAUGUAUUGUGAGUCUAUUAAGGAUUAAGGCAUCAGUACCCUUGAAAGUGCCUGUCAACCAGAUUAUUGAUCUUGCUGCAAGAGUUUACAGUGUCAACAGUAAUUCGAUUUUGGCUGAGAAUGCUGAUAAGAAUGAAUUCGCAAUGAUGAUGGCUGGACUACCUUCUCUGCAUCUUGCUACCAAUAAAUUGCUUUCAGGAUUGAUUCUUUGUGUAGGAGACAGUCUUUUAAAAUAUUUGAGGCUGCUUUCCCGAAUUUUCCCAAAUAUCUUGAAUCAGUACAAACACCAUGGCCUUCUCAAAAGCUCCACGUACAAUCUUCUCAAUCUGUGCUUACAAAAAUAUGGAAUGGGAUUUGGGAAUUUAAUUUCUUCACCCCUUUUGUCAGCAAUACUAUCGGAUAUAGACAAUACCCCAAAGGCAAAGGAGACAGUCGGUAGUAUGUCAACAAGCGCGAAGAAAGCAGGAAAAGAGAGGGAUGACGUUUCUACGUCAGAUUCUCUAGUAAACCCACCUAUAUUUAACAGUCAUUUUGAUGUAGACAUCAAACAUGCUGCAUUAAAAGUAUUUAAAACAUUCUUAAUAGUCAGCAAUCAGUCUCUGCCUGCAACCGCUCGUAGAACGGUCGAUAGUGUUAUACUCUCUCAGAUUUUAAAUCUGGGAUGCAUGGUUGACAAGAAGUCUGCAGGGUUUGACGAAAACAUAGAGUUGGCUUUGUACGAUUGUUUAUUGUCUUCUGUGAUAGCUCCGUCUGAUACUCAGGCCAACGUGAUGCCAAUGGCUUUGAAGGUGUUCCAGAAUGGAUUAAAUUCAAGAAUAAAUCAGGUUCAAGCAUUUUGCAUCCAAGCUCUAUCGAUUUGUGAUCUAAUGUAUCACUCCCGCCUUCCUCCACUUCAACACACAUAUAAUAUUCCCGCUUCAUCCUUUACACCGCUUCGUGAUGAUCAUCAAAAACAACCUGUUGUUGAAAAUGCGCAUACCAAGGAGCCUGACAGUAUGGUAAAAAGAGCUUUAUUAGAUACAGAUGAAGAAUUACCCGACAGUAUGGUGAAAAGAGAUUUAUUAGAUACAGAUGAAGAAUUACCUGACAGUAUGGUAAAAAGAGAUUUAUCAGAUACAGAUGAAGAGCUACCUGACAUUGUUUUAAGUUCGGACACUGGUGAGGAUGAUGGAUGA